Molecule: messenger RNA, 1160 nt
Organism: Balearica regulorum gibbericeps (East African grey crowned-crane)
Lineage: Eukaryota; Metazoa; Chordata; Aves; Gruiformes; Gruidae
Source: RefSeq, a predicted model, not a curated record
GGGUUCGUGGUGGGCCAUGCCGGGUUGUACCAAGCCCUGGCCAUGUUUGCGGUGGCAUACUUCAUCAUCGGCAUGACAGUACUGUCCGUGUGUGCCAUUGCUACCAACGGGGCACUGGAUGCUGGAGGAGCCUACUAUAUGAUCAGCCGUGCCCUGGGCCCAGAGUUCGGGGGCAGCAUCGGGAUCAUGUUUUUCCUGGCCAACGUGUGUGGCAGUGCCCUCUACGUGCUGGGGCUGGUGGAGGCUGUGGUGGACAGCUUUGGGAUCCCACCUGGGCAAAAAGUGGGCACAGGUGUCCACGUCCUGCCUCAGAGCUACUGGUACGAGCUGCUCUAUGGCACUGUGCUGCUGGCCCUCUGCCUCCUCGUGUGCCUCGUGGGUGCCUCCAUCUACGCCAAGGCUACCUUCCUCAUCUUCCUCAUCGUCGCGGGCGUGCUGGGCACCAUCCUUGUCAGUUUCUUUGCCACGCGGCCCAUCGGGGUGCCCAUCCGCCUGCCCUACUUCAACGGCUCCGAAACUGAGAAUGGCUCCUUCACCGGCUUCUCGCUCACCACCCUUCGAGACAACCUGGGUGGUGGGUACGGGGUGGACUACACCACAGGGCAGAUGAUGAGUUUCAGCUCCGUCUUCGCAGUGAUGUUCAAUGGCUGCACCGGCAUCAUGGCAGGCUCCAACAUGUCAGGGGACCUGAAGCGCCCGAGCUACUCCAUCCCACGGGGCACCAUCUCCGCUGUGCUCUUCACCUACCUCGUCUACAACCUGCUGGCAUUCCUCAUGUGUGCCACCUGCAACAGGACCCUCCUGCAGAAAGACUACGGUUUCCUGCGUGACAUCAGUAUCUUUCCACCCCUGGUCACAGUGGGCAUCUACGCUGCCACCCUGUCCGCAGCCAUGAGCAACCUUAUCGGGGCGUCCCGCAUCCUCUACGCCCUGGCCCGCGAUGAUCUCUUUGGCCGGGCGCUGGUGCUGGCCAAGAAGACGUCUGCGAGUGGGAACCCUGUGAUGGCGGUGAUCCUCUCCUGGCUGGUGGUACAGCUGGUGCUCUUCUCCGGGAAGCUCAACACCAUUGCAGGGGUUGUGACCACCUUCUUCCUCCUGGUUUAUGCCACCGUCAACCUGGCCUGCCUGGCACUGGAGUGGGCAUCGGCCCCCAACUUCAG